This is a messenger RNA of Iphiclides podalirius (scarce swallowtail), 1569 nucleotides long. NCBI's taxonomy places the organism in Eukaryota, Metazoa, Arthropoda, Insecta, Lepidoptera, Papilionidae. The record is from the annotation of a GenBank genome assembly.
AUGGAUGUAGAUGGGUAUAAAUAUUUUAAUUUCUUCUUAUAUAUAAAAAUGUCUUUUAGGGUGGUUCGUAGUUCUAAAUUCCGCCACGUGUAUGGACAAGCCCUGAAAAGGGAGCAGUGUUAUGAUAACAUCAGAGUUUCCAAAAGUUCGUGGGACUCUACUUUUUGUGCCGUGAAUCCAAAAUUUUUGGCUAUCAUCGUAGAAUCCGCUGGUGGAGGUGCUUUCAUAGUUCUACCUCAUAAUAAGGUGGGGCGCAUUCCGGCUGACCACCCGCUGCGGCUCAGAGGACUGCGUCGUCAAGGUGUGGCAGAUCCCGGACGGCGGCAUAUCGCGCACCUCACCGAACCCGUCGUGGACCUGGUGUACCACCAGAGGCGAGUGGGCCUGGUGCUGUGGCAUCCCACCGCGCAGAACGUUCUUCUCACGGCGGGCUCCGACAAUCAGAUCGCGAUAUGGAACGUUGGCACGGGCGAGGUGCUCAUCAACCUGGAUUGCCAUCCGGACCUGAUAUACUCUGCCUGCUGGAACUGGACGGGCUCCAAGCUGCUCACCACCUGCCGCGAUAAGAAGAUCAGAAUAAUCGACCCGCGCAAGGGCGAAGUCGAGGCGGAGGCGAUUGCUCAUGAGGGCAGCAAAGCCUCCCGAGCCAUAUUCCUCAAGCACGGCCUGGUCUUCACCACGGGUUUCAGCCGCAUGUCGGAGCGGCAAUACACGCUUCGCACCCCGGACGCGCUCGCCGAGCCGAUCGUGACGGUCGAGAUCGACACCAGCAACGGCGUCAUGUUCCCGCUCUACGACCCGGACACCAACCUGGUCUACCUCUGCGGGAAGGGCGACUCCGUCAUACGCUACUUCGAGGUCACACCAGAGCCGCCGUUCGUGCACUACAUCAACACCUUCCAGACACCGGACCCGCAGAGAGGCAUUGGCAUGAUGCCGAAGCGAGGCUGUGACGUGGCCACCUGCGAAAUAGCCAAGUUCUAUCGCCUGAACAACUCCGGCUUGUGUCAAGUGAUAUCGAUGACGGUGCCCCGAAAGUCGGAGCUGUUCCAAGAGGACCUCUACCCUGACACGCUGAGCGACGAGGCCAGCCUCACCGCCGACGAGUGGCUGGCCGGCGAGGACGCCGAGCCAUGCACAAUGUCGCUCAAGGAGCGUGCGGUGGUGGUACAGGGCGGCUACGUGUCCGGCCGGGCGCAGCAGCUGACCGUCAACAAGAGGAGCAACGCGCUGGCGACCGGCCGCGACCGCGAGAGGGAGAAGGAGAGAGAGAAGGACAAGGACCGCUCGCCGACGCCCGCGCACAAGCGGGACGACAGCCAGGCCGGCACGCCCGCCUCGGCCACGCCCCCGCCCGCCGUCACCGCCGCCAUUGAGAAGCAGCUCUCGGACCUCGUCGAGGAGAUACGCAAGCUGAAAUCGGUGAUAGUGAAGCAGGAGAACCGCAUCAGGGCGCUGGAGGCGGCGGCGAAGGCGGCGAUACUGGCGCCACCGCAGCCCGAGCCCUCGCCGCAGCCCGAGCACAACCACGACACCCCCGCCCCGGAGACCAUGGCCCCCGAUGAGGUC